Mercurialis annua (annual mercury) is the source of this 2808-nucleotide messenger RNA. Its product is annotated as serine/threonine-protein kinase-like protein CCR1. The coding region runs from base 281 to 2566 and encodes 761 amino acids. Gene Ontology annotation, biological process: protein phosphorylation. The record is from RefSeq and is a predicted model, not a curated record. The transcript has a single exon. Gene Ontology annotation, molecular function: protein kinase activity; protein binding; ATP binding. NCBI's taxonomy places the organism in Eukaryota, Viridiplantae, Streptophyta, Magnoliopsida, Malpighiales, Euphorbiaceae.
UGUCUUCUAGCUAGAUUUCUUUGAAGACGAAAAUCUAACAAUCAGAGUGACCAACGUCAAGUCGGCAAUAUUAUAUUUCGCGGUAAAAUUGGCCAUGUUAACUAAAAUUCAAGCUCUUAACUGUAAAAAUGGUGGCUGGCGACACCCAUGUUCUUACAUCCUCACUUACAACACAAUCAAAUACUUCCAACUCCACUCUACCUCUCUGCACCAUCACCACACUUCUACAAUGCUCCACCAUUGAUCUUCACCAUUUCAUUUCGUACCCACUAAUUCAGCCAUGUCAUUCCCAUCUUUUUUUACUCUUCUCCUUCAUUUUUUCUUCAUUUCCGCAUCUGGGUUCGGAUCCAUGGGACCCAUCUCGGCCGCUUUUGGUGAAAACGGGUUCUUUUGCGCCAUUGAUGCCAGUGGCAAGCAGGAAGUUAUUUGUUGGACGAAGAACACAACUUUACCAUCUACUCCGCCCUCUACAUCCUCUGCUUAUUUUAGCGAUAUUCCUGCUAUGGCGGCUUUAUCAGGCGGUGAAGGGUUUCUUUGCGGCAUUUUAGCGAACAGUUCGCAGGCUUUCUGCUGGAGCUCUGGAGGUUUAGAUCUUGUUCCUUCUGUUUACAGAAAUACUGCUUAUUCCCAUAUUGCUGCUGGUAAGAAUCAUGUUUGUGCUAUUAGAGGUUCGUAUUAUUCGAGUCAUGAUUCGGGUAGUGUUGAUUGUUGGAAGAUUGUAAAGGGUGGUAAUAAUAGUUUAACUUCUGUGCAAAGUUCUAAUUUUUAUGAUCAGUCUGUUGGUAAUCUUGUGUUUAGUAAGGUUGCUUCUGGUGAAGGGUUUAGUUGUGGAAGGGUGAGAGAUGGUGGAGUUGUUUGUUGGGGGCCUAACUCGGCGAGUUUAGGUGUUUCGAAGGUAUCGGGGAAUUAUGUAGCUUUAGCUUCAGGUGUCAGUGCUUUAUGUGGGAUUUUGGAAGAGUCUAAUGAGGUUGAUUGUUGGGGAAGUAGCAAUGAUUCAUUUUCGAGCUCUCCUGUUGGGACUCGGUUUGUGUCAUUGACUGCUGGAGCUAACCAUUUUUGUGGAAUUAGGGAAGAUAAUCAUGCUAUUGAAUGUUGGGGGAGCUUUAAUUUGUCUUCUGUUCCGAAAGGUGGUUAUGGUUUUAUGGCGAUUGCUUCUUCUGAUUUCACUACUUGCGGGAUUAGGGAGAAUGAUUUGGUUAUUGAUUGCUGGUUUACUAAUGGGACUUCACCGCCUGAGUACAAUCCUCCGCUAGAAUUGUGCAGUCCGGGUUUAUGUGGUCCUGGCCCUUGUAGUGAUGGAGAAUUUGUUUUUAAUGCAAGUAUACUAAAUGAGCCAGAUUUAACAAGUUUGUGUGUGAGGAAGGAUUUAAAUAUUUGCUCUCAGUGUGGAUCAAAUUGCUCUCAAGGCUUUUUCUUGUCUAGUCCGUGCAAUGAGAAUGCUGAUCGAGUAUGCACAGAUUGCUCUCUUUGCCAGAACAGUUCUUGUAGGGAUGUUUGUGGGAUACAAUCAUCUGCAAAGAAGAAGCAAUGGUUCCACUUCAGUACAUUUCAUAUACUAAUCAUACUUGGUUGUUUUGUAUUAGUCAUUUUAUUCAUUUUAUUCUGUUGCUUUAUUCGUUGUUGCUUGAUUGCUACUCGAAAAGAAGAAGGAUCGAAGAAACAAUUUACGUCUUGCAUCGGAAAGUCUGAGUUGGAAACAGACAAUGCUUCUGAUUUGUACCAGCCUCCAUCCACGGCUCCUUGUCCAGGCGUCGCUCAAGUUUUCCGACUCUCAGAGUUAAAAGAUGCCACCAACGGUUUCAAAGAAUUCAAUGAGCUUGGAAGGGGAAGCUAUGGUUUUGUUUAUAAAGCUGUCUUAGUGGAUGGGACACCUGUUGCAGUGAAGCGAGCAAAUGCUGCAACAAUAAUCCACUCUAAUAGUAGGGAUUUCGAAAUGGAACUGGAAGUACUCUGCAAUGCCAGACAUUCGAAUAUUGUAAACUUGUUGGGUUACUGCUCCGAAAUGGGAGAGAGGCUGCUCGUUUAUGAAUACAUGCCCCACGGAACGCUGCAUGAUCACCUCCAUAACGAACUUUCGCCUUUAAAUUGGAGCCUUAGGCUGAGAAUUUCAUUGCAGGCUGCAAAGGGACUUGAGUAUCUUCACAAAGAAGCCGAGCCUCCGAUUGUUCAUGGCAAUGUCAAAACUUCAAACAUUCUGUUGGAUGCUGAUUGGGGAGCACGAAUUGCAGAUUUCGGACUGAUCACUUCAAAUGACAAGGAUUGCUGUGGAGACAUGAAAACUGAUGUUUACGACUUCGGAAUCAUACUCCUCGAGAUUCUUACCGGAAGAAAAAAAUAUGAUAGAGAUUAUACACCUCCCAGUAUUGUAGAAUGGGCAGUUCCACUGAUUAAACAAGGUAAAGCAGCUGCCGUAAUCGAUCAAGAUGCAACUCUUCCGAAAAAUUUUGAGCCCUUACUUAAACUUGUUGAAAUAGCAAAUUUGGCUGUUAAGGAAGAUCCAAAAGAUCGUCCUACUAUGUCGGAUUUAGCCACGUGGUUGGAACAAAUUGUAAAGGAUGCCUUGUAGACUUCACAUUGGAUCAACCGAACGAAAAAGGUACAUGUAACAACAGCACCUUAUGUGAGAAAGGCUAUUUUAUAACUGUAUAUUUUUUGAGAUUCUUGUACAUGAAGUUGCUUAAAAAUUCUUUCUGACAUUUGUGCUUGAAUUCUUUAAGCUCAAAAUACAUGAAAGGGAUUCAAUUUUUUUACCACAUUCUGUGUUUCUUGAUUUUUAUAUAAGUUAAUACAAUAAACAAGUUUUCCAUC